UCACCGAGUGGUUUCUGCGCUCAGUCGACGACGAACGUUGACGAUUGACGGUGUGAAUUAAAUAGUUACCGGACGGCUAAACGGAUUUGGUUAUUUUUGUGUGAAGCAGUAUUUCUUGCAGUUAAUGAAAAAUAGCAAUAAGAGGUACCGUGAAUUGGAGAACAAGUUUGUUUUUAUUGGAAUAAAGACAAAUUAGAAUCAAAUAAGUUUUUAAAUUGAAUUAAUUUCAAACGCUGGCUUAAAAACAAAAUGCACUCAAGUGGUGUAGGUACAUACAUACUGACAUACAUACACAUGUGAACCCAUUUGUGCAGUGCUGCGAUUAUCAAUUCUAAUAUAAACAAAUACCAGAAGUGGUGCAAACGUGAAUAAAAAGCAACUUUAUUUUGGCUACAUAAAAAUUCGAAACCUACGGUAAUGUACUACAUCCAACAUCUUCGCUUACAAUACAACCUAAUAUCACAAUGCUUCGUCAAAAUAUAUCGAACCACCUUCGCCCAUUUUUAAUGCUUCUUGGCGGAUUCGUAAUAGGAUUUUGUUUCUCACAACAGCUCCGCAGCUCAAAUUGUGUAUUUCGUUUGGGUUUGCCCAACGCCAGUUAUCUAGAUCGAGUUGAGGAAUACGAUGAUCAUGUAGAGCUGAUUCAAAAUGAGGAAAUUCUCCAGACACGGAUUUCUAAUACAGAUGAAAACAGACUAGCCGCGCAACUAUACAAUGAGACUCGAGUACUCUGUUGGGUGCUAACCAGUCCAAUCAACCACGCAAAGAAGGCGAUACAUGUGAAGAAAACAUGGGGUAAGCGCUGCAAUCGAUUGCUCUUUAUGAGUACGGAGACAGACGAUGAACUGGAAAGUAUAAAAUUGCCUGUAAAAGAAGGGCGUGGUAAUUUGUGGAACAAAACAAGGGAGGCGAUGAAGUAUAUUUACGACAAUCACUUUGAUGAUGCUGAUUGGUUUCUGAAGGCAGAUGAUGAUACGUACGUUAUUAUGGAAAAUCUACGCGUAUUUUUAUAUCCUUUAGACACCAAUGCACCGGUCUAUUUCGGUUGCAAGUUCAAAAAGUGGGUUAGACAAGGUUACAUGUCUGGCGGCGCUGGCUACGUAAUGAGCAAAGAGGCCGUCAAACGUUUCAUGAAUACCGCCUAUCCAAAUACAACAAUAUGCCAAAAUGGCCACGGCGGUUCAGAGGACAAAGAAAUGGGCAAAUGUUUACAAAAUGUAGGCGUGGUCGCAGGAGACUCACGGGAUGAACACAAGCGUGGACGUUUCUUCCCCUCCGGUCCGCAGGGGCAUCUUAUACCGAAAGACAAAUCAAGUUGGUACUGGCGUUAUAUAUAUUAUAAAACGGAAGAUGGGCUCGACUGUUGUUCAGAUUACGCGAUAUCUUUCCACUACGUACAGCCUUCCUAUAUGUAUGUACUGGACUACCUGAUAUACAAUUUGCGUCCAUUCGGCGUUUUUAGACAGAAUACAGCACUGCCAGCAAAACGGAAUAUGACUGAAUUAUUAGAGCAAUGGCGAAAUGACAAAUCUGAUAAUCCAGUUUAAACGAUUGCUUGGAAAAAUGAAAUUUGGUAAACGAAAACCAAGCCAAUGUGAAAGGUACAAUAAUUGCAUGUGGAAAUGUUGAAACCUGCGCUCUAUAAACGGGUAUAUAUAUAUAUUAUAUUAGUAUGCGAAUUUUUGCCUAAUAAACAAAGGAAAUGUAGAUAGGCAAAUGAGCCUUUAUAUGGGCGUACAUACAAAUUUAGUUAAUAUAUUUGAAAAUUUAUAAAAGUUAAGUAAGAAUUUUAACGGUGCAACUAUACUAAAGAAGAAUAUAGCUAAGUGAUAAAAUGUGAUUUGAAACAUUAGGCGUAAAUAAAUAGGAAUAAAGUAAUUAAUUAAUGUAAUUAAUUUUGUGCCAAAAUCAUAAUUAAAACCUUAAAAUUGGAAUAGUUCCAUGAUGAAAAAAACAUGUCUAUAUUAAAUACAUAAGUAACACAUAUUUAUAUACAUAUAUAUAUUAUAUAUAUAUAUAUUUAUGCAUAAGUAACAUAUAUGUAGAUAUUUAUACAUUACAAACAUUUCUGUACAUAGAAAUCGUAUUUCAGAAUUAUUCAUAACAAAUUUAAGAUGGCAUUUAUAAAAAUCAUAUAUUUUUUCCUUAUAAUAAUUAGUGCCACAUACGACUACUUUCUAUCCUUAAUUUAAUCCACACAUUUGGAUAAUUUUUUCAUCUACAAUAUUUAGCUAGUAUUUGGAACUUCAGUAAUUAAAUUAAAACACAAAUUAUUAUAAAAGGUGUCGUGCAAAAUCUACGCAAUUUUUGCCAAUUUGGAAGUAAUGACUUACUUCACCGAGAAUCUCAUGCAAUUCUAGCUAUCAGCAUAAUGAACUUUACUAAAAACUAUGUAGAGCUAAAAUGUUCAGAAAUGUUCCCCGUUAUUUUUUCUAUGGAACAGCAGAAUACAUCAAUAUAUCUAAACUGCAAGGAUCACAUAGUUUCCUAUGCCAAUUCACCUUAAGAUAGUGAAGAUCAUCAUCAAAAUUUUCAACUUUUUAAUGAGAGCCAUUAGAAAACUUCUAAAUUUGCUACUCUAUGGCCCAUUCAAUUUGAGUUUUUUUUUUUUCAUAUGACGCACAGGGUCGGAUGUAUUUUACAUAGAAAAAAAUUAUUGACAAGGUAUGAAUAACAAUUUAAAAAAUCAAGGUACCUUAUCAUACUGAAAUUGAAUGAGCUACAAAACUGCGUACAUCUCUUUCUAGUUUCUAUAGAUUCUAAUUGUAAAGUUUAAAACUUUGAUUGCAGUUUUUUAUAUAAGUCAUUUGUUAAAUUUUUGUGAAUUUCGUACAACGUUUGAAACUUUAAACAUUUGUUAUAAAGGGUUUUUCAAUAAGGGCGGGUAUGCAUGCAGAAUGUCAAUCGUGGCGUUUGCUGUGUGGCACGUAGCGCCGUCCUGCUGGAACCACAUGUCUAGGUCCAUAUGGUUUAAUACGGGCCAUAAGAAAUUGGAAGGGCCACCACGUCUACCGAAAAAUGGACGCAAUGCGCGCAACGUUUGCGUUAAUGAACACUCAUUUUGAUAAUAAAGUUUUAUCAUUUGAACGUGCUGUUCAAUCGUGUAACUUGCCAUGAUGAUUUGGCAUAAACAACUGAAUAAUAGACAAAAGAUUUGACAGAUGUCACCAAAACAAAGUGGCUGCCACAGGACGCCAAAAUCGACCCGCGCCAAUUGAAAAACCAUUUACAAUGGAAUAUAUAUAAAUUUUUUUGUAAUUAUCGAGAAAAAAACUAACAUUAAAAAAUUGUGAAUAUUGUAAAAAGGUUAAGGGGUUAUAGGUAUACCUUGUGAGCCCGAAAAAAUGGACGAUUGUCAUAAUUUUUUUUAAAUAUGCUUUAGAACUUUUAUUCAAAUGAGGCAUAUAUCAUACUGAAGGCUAACUCUCAAAGAAUACAGUUUGGUGUUUUUAUUUUUAAAAAUAUUAUUAUUUAUUGUUGAUAUCGCCCCUUCCCCGAAAGCACAUGAGCAGCUCAACUGAAACCAAAAAAAUUAAAUUAUUAUUGUGCAAAAAUGUUUUUAGUAAAUCUGAACGGUUUAUUUACGAAACAAAAUUUUUUCUCGAUAUAAAAACUUUGCAUCAAAAAAAAAAGAUUUUUGAAGGGUUAAAAAAUUCAAAAAAAAAAAAUUUAUUCCAGCGAACCAUGCAAAUAUUUAUAAAAAGUGAACUGUUCAAAUUCACGAGGUUGUAACUUCGAAUAAUUAAAAGGAAGUUUAUGCAAAUCGGUCAAAUAGUAUUUGAUAAAUAAAGAUAACCGCGACGUCUUCGAGAUAAUCGCGCCUAAAGUUUGCGUGCACUUCAUUUAUGGAUAUUCGAGCGCUUCCACGGUCUGUAACUUUCGUUCUAGUGCUCCGAUCUUUACGAUUUUUUGAAUUUAUAUUUUUAAGGUGAUGUACUUUUAUAAUAUGCCAUAAAAGUUUUUCGAUUCUUUAGUCCAACACAAGGUAUAUAACCCCUUAAGUGACUUAAUUAUGUGAGCUCAACUGUAUAUACAUAAGAAAAACUAUAUGUACAUAUAUUAGUUUGGUGAAAAAGAAAUCCAUUACUUUAGUCUGGUAUGCACCGCUUUGUUGUAUAAUUUGUUGCCGUUUUAAAUGUAGAUAAAAAACUCCAAUAAUCAAUUUUCAUAAUUUUCACUUGAUACCAAUUUCUUGCAAUUUCUUCUUUUUUUCUGUUCGCCAAUUCUGGCCAUUUCUGGUCAAUUGUUAGCUUCAAACGGUCCAGGUGUUGACAGUAGAGACCCGAAUUCAGUGUUUGGUCAUACGGAAGCGCCUCAUAAUACAAAAGUACAAAUGCACAGUAGAACCUUUCUGGCGCUUGGUCCUGGUUUGGCCACCGUUUGAGCUGCAUCAUCACACUUUGACUACGAUCGCUUUCGUACAAUAUUGUCGCAUGUGAUUCAUUACUCAUCCUCAAUCCUCACCUGUUUAAGAAAUUGGUCGAUUUUCAUGACAAGGCUACGCAGAUGGAAAUUCGAUCGAUCAUGUUUUUUGGUGUUAAUUGGUGCGGCACCCAAUCAUCGAACUUCUUCUUUGUGAAUCCAGCUUUGCGCAAAUGGCUUAAAACUGUUUUAAUGGUCGAUCUUUAGCUCCUGGGCGAUGCUGCGGCUACUAACAAGCUAGUGAACUUCGAUUAUUUCUGUGAUUUUGUCGAAAUUUUCUUUAAUAUCAAAAAUGCCUAAACAGAAUCGACGAAACCAAAAUUGUACGUACACCAUAAACAUCAUUCACAAUUUCAGCGUCCUGGCUUGCAUUUUCGCCUUUAUUAAAGAAAAACUGUAAACCACCGAAUUUUCUCUUUGUUGACUUCCAUUGUUACCCUAUAACUCACAACUGAAAUGAACAAACAAAAGCAGCAAACAUAUUUUUUUAGUGUGCAAUGCCACCGUGACAACGAGCAUAAGCUUUAAACUGUUUGAUCUGUACUUUACGAGAUAUCGAUCCAUACAGACAUCUACCUAGAAAAUAGUGGAUUUCCGCAAAAUAAUGUAAUAAUUCUAAAAACGACCAUUACAAGCAGAAGUUCCUGGUAUAUCGCACAGACAUAUAUUUUUUUAGUUUCGGUAUUUUGCAGAUGAAAUUAUCCUGAAAAUGUAUGAAAUGCAGAGCUAUUUCACAAAGUUGAGAAGAGAAUAAAUUGCAAUCAUAGAUCAUCAGCGGAUAAAGUUGCCUAGAUCUUGCACAACAUUUUAUGAAAUUGUACAAGGUGGCGCAAAAUUAAUCACCCUAUUGGAAGAUUUUGAAUUUUUGAAAAUGGUGUCGUACGUCAGUCAUAUUUGACACUUGUGAACCAAUCAGCUGCAGUAUAUAAACAGAUAAGCAAUGGGGCGCGUAAAGUUCAGAAUAAAGAUUUCGAUUACUCAAAAUCAUUUUUUUUAUUUAGUAAAAAAAAUUUUCAAAACAAAAAUGGAAUGACUAAUUUUGCGCCACCUUAUAUACAUAUGAGAGUGCCUUAAUUAGUUUCACUAAGCCCUUGUGAAAAAUAUUAUCGAUCUCACGUAGAAAGGGAAAACCUAAUUGUUUUUUGGAUUCUGAUAGGCUAUAAUGAAAUAAAUCAGCUUGAAAAAUUGUA
This is a messenger RNA of Anastrepha ludens (Mexican fruit fly), 5612 nucleotides long. Its product is annotated as glycoprotein-N-acetylgalactosamine 3-beta-galactosyltransferase 1-like. The record is from RefSeq and is a predicted model, not a curated record. Gene Ontology annotation, cellular component: membrane. Gene Ontology annotation, molecular function: N-acetylgalactosaminide beta-1,3-galactosyltransferase activity. The transcript is spliced from 6 exons. NCBI's taxonomy places the organism in Eukaryota, Metazoa, Arthropoda, Insecta, Diptera, Tephritidae. Bases 465 to 1547 code for a protein of 360 amino acids.